This is a messenger RNA of Physcomitrium patens, 1226 nucleotides long. Its product is annotated as ADP-ribosylation factor 2. NCBI's taxonomy places the organism in Eukaryota, Viridiplantae, Streptophyta, Bryopsida, Funariales, Funariaceae. Gene Ontology annotation, molecular function: GTP binding; GTPase activity. The record is from RefSeq and is a predicted model, not a curated record.
CUGUAUGAAGAAAGAAACUGUGCACUCGUCAAAUUCCGAGAUGUCGAUUGUGGACGCCAAUGGCUUCAUAGUUACCUCGAUUGGGACCUCGAUGGGAAUUACUAUGUGACGGUACUCGGGGGCACUCGGUGAAUGGGGGGGUGGGGGACUUGGAACUUGAGGAAGUGGAAGUCUGUUCAAGUCUUGUUAUCGACCUCCCAUUCUGUCCCCCAUUGUGAGCGUGUGUGUGUGUAUGUUUGUGUGUGUUAUCGUUGCCGCUUUUCUGGUGCGUGGCUUGUUGCUCUGUCCAGGGUUAGAGGCCCGCUUGCCAGGGAAGGGUUUGCUAUUUUUUCCGCCACUUCCGAGUCCGCGCACCUUGGGGUAGCUUCUUCCGCUUUCAGAUCUAUUGUUCCCGCGGGGCUCUGCCGCCAUGGGGCUCACCUUCACCAAGCUCUUUCAGAAGCUGUUUUCUAAGCGGGAGAUGCGUAUUCUUAUGGUUGGUCUCGACGCAGCUGGUAAGACCACUAUUUUGUACAAGCUCAAGCUCGGCGAGAUCGUCACCACCAUUCCCACCAUCGGUUUUAACGUGGAGACUGUUGAAUACAAGAACAUUAGUUUCACUGUGUGGGAUGUCGGAGGUCAGGACAAGAUCCGUCCAUUGUGGAGGCAUUAUUUCCAAAACACUCAGGGUCUUAUCUUUGUGGUGGACAGCAAUGAUAGAGAUCGUGUUGUGGAAGCCAGAGACGAGCUUCAUCGGAUGUUAAAUGAGGAUGAGUUGCGUGAUGCUGUCCUUCUUGUGUUUGCGAACAAACAAGAUUUGCCGAAUGCAAUGAACGCUGCAGAGAUUACCGAUAAGCUUGGUCUCCACUCACUUCGGCAACGCCACUGGUACAUCCAGAGCACCUGUGCAACUUCCGGAGAGGGUCUGUAUGAAGGCCUUGACUGGCUGUCAAGUAACAUCGCAAACAAGGCAUAAUUGUUGUUGGCUAGUUCUGUGUUUUCAUCCAAAAGCUUUUAUGCAACCCAGAGAGUGGGCACCGUUCCUUUUGAAUUUUGUAUGUGCAGAUUGGCUGCCACGAUGUUCCCUCAGUGCUGUAGAAGAGCAGAAUGCUGUAUUAAUGAAACGUGCGUGCCUUUUAUACGUUUCUCUUCGUCGCUUGCGUUACUACGUCCAGCAGGGCCACUCAUUAUCAGUUUUGUAACUCUUUUACAUGCAGUACAGUAUUCUGGAAUUUGUCUCAGUCCAA